GAGCCGCAGCCCUGUGCCUGGCCGAGAGGAUGGGCUGAGCAGCGCGAUCGGAGCAGAGCAGUGCCCAGUGACAGGGGGUGUGCGGGCACGGGGGGCCCUAGGGACAGCUCCCCCCUUGUCGGCUGCAAACUGCUGCGAUGAGCAGUGCGGGUCCCAGCCCAUCUGCCCCACGCCGGGGCGGGAGCCUUAUCUGGCAGCCCCUUGGCUCCGGGAGCAGGCAUCUGGACAUGCUGCGCUGCCCCUCCUGCCUCCUCCUCCUCUGGGAGCCAGUGACCGUGUCCUGCGGUCACUCCUUCUGCAAAUCGUGCCUCGGGGGCACCGUCCCCUCUCGCUGCCCUCUCUGCCAGGAGAAGCUGAAGCUGCUGGGCGUCGGAGCGGCGAGGUGCAACGUGGUGCUCUGCGGCCUCCUGGAGAAAUGCGUGGAGCAGGAGAGCCGGGUGGCCUGGCUGGUAGCAGAGGUGCAGGAUCGUGUCACCAGUGGGGACCUUCAGGAAGCGCUGAGGAUGGUUCAGAAAGGGCUCGAGCUGGCCCCAGACUCCCAUUCCCUGCGGCUGUGCCGGGCAGAGGCAUUUGUAGCACUGAGGCAGCACCCAAAGGCACUUGAGGACCUGGAUGCCGUGUGCAGGGCUGAGCCUGGAGGGAUUGAGGGAUUCUUCAGGAAAGGGAAGGUGCUUCUGGAGAUGGGACAGAAAGCUGAAGCCUUGCUGGCAUGGGAACACUGCCUGACACUCAAUCCCCACUUCCACCCUGCUCGGAGAGAGAUGGAGAAGAUCCUCAUGCAAGAGGAUGCUCCUCAGCCACUCGCAGCUGCUGCGUGCUCAGGUGAUGGCCACUGGGACUCGAGUGGUCCUCAGGUCAAUGGAGGGAGCCCUGCUCUCUCAUCAUCUUCCACACAAGCUCAGGAUCAGGAGGGAGAGCCGGCAGAUGGCAGAGGGGACGCAGGGUCUGAGCACAGCCAGGGGACAGCCGCCUGUGCCCAGCCGGGGCGAUGGCAGGAGCCAGAGACUUCAGCAGAGAGGCAGGGCCGGUGGUUGGUAGAGGAAACAGCAGCAGCAAAGUGGACAGAGCCGUGCCUUGAGGAGCUGCUGAGUGUAUCUGACUUGGAAUGUUCCCUCUGCAUCCGGCUGUUCUUUGAGCCCGUGACAACACCAUGUGGGCACACCUUCUGCAAGGAGUGCCUGGAACGCUGCCUGGACCACCGGCCCACCUGCCCCCUCUGCAAACAGAGCCUGAGAGAGUACUUGAAGGCUGGAAGCUACAGACUCACUGUGCUGCUGCAGGACAUCAUGCUGGCCACCUUACCCACACAGCUGGCCGAGCGCCGAGAGCUGCACCAGGCUGAAAUGGCAGAGCUCUCCAACCUAACCAAGAGCAUCCCCAUCUUCGUCUGCACGAUGUCCUUCCCAGGCAUUGCCUGCCCCCUGCACAUCUUUGAGCCUCGCUACCGCCUCAUGAUCCGGCGGUGCCAGGAGACCGGCACCCGGAGGUUCGGCAUGUGCACAUAUGAGAGCGGGAAAAGUUUUGCUGACUAUGGCUGCAUGCUGGAGAUUCGGCAGGUCGAGCUGCUGCCGGACGGGAGGUCCUUGGUGGACACCAUCGGCCGGCGGCGGUUCCGGGUGCUGAGACGCGGGCACAGAGAUGGCUACAACACUGCUGACAUCGAGUACCUGGAGGACAAGAAGGUGGCUGGGGAGGAGCUGCAGGAGCUGCAGUGCCUGCACGAGAGCACCUACCGCUUGGCUCAGCGGUUCUAUGAGCACGGAGACCUCCCCUCCAGGCACACUUUGAUGCAGCAUGGACCACUGCCAGAGAAGGAAGAGGACAUCCAGGCUUCAGCAGAUGGCCCAACAUGGUGCUGGUGGCUCAUCUCCAUCCUGCCCCUGAACCCAUCCUACCAGCUGAACCUCUUCUCCACCACCUCGCUCCGUGCCCGCCUCAUGCAGCUGCAGCGCAUCCUCACCGCCUUGCUGCAGCAGCCCCCUGCCCGCCGCCCCCUGCCCAAGCCCAGCCCUCAGGGUCGUGUCUGAACCCCCCAGCCCCUGCCCUCUCUGCAGGGAAGACCUCCACCCCCCUUCCGUUUCUCUGUGUGUCGCUUCAUGGUUUGCCUAUGGUUUGAGCCGCCCCUGGAAGCAGCCUCAGUGGUGAGCCGAGCGCCCUCUGCCUGGCUCGAUGGGGCUGGUGCCACACCAGCAGUGACACUGCGCCGUCCAGGCUGCCCCUGGCAGCUGCUCUGUUGUGUGGUUGUGCUGUGCCCAUUGGAGGGGAAACCGGGAUGGGAA
Molecule: messenger RNA, 2279 nt
Organism: Dryobates pubescens (Downy woodpecker)
Lineage: Eukaryota; Metazoa; Chordata; Aves; Piciformes; Picidae
Product: LON peptidase N-terminal domain and RING finger protein 1
Exons: 12
Coding region: 138-2027 (629 amino acids)
Molecular function (GO): protein binding
Source: RefSeq, a predicted model, not a curated record